Molecule: messenger RNA, 2721 nt
Organism: Sceloporus undulatus (fence lizard)
Lineage: Eukaryota; Metazoa; Chordata; Lepidosauria; Squamata; Phrynosomatidae
Product: N(4)-(Beta-N-acetylglucosaminyl)-L-asparaginase-like
Exons: 10
Coding region: 92-961 (289 amino acids)
Biological process (GO): protein deglycosylation
Molecular function (GO): N4-(beta-N-acetylglucosaminyl)-L-asparaginase activity
Source: RefSeq, a predicted model, not a curated record
GGCUCUCCACUGUUCUGCGCAUGCGCGCUUACCGCCCAAUCGAAGGCCGUCGCGUGGGGCGUCCUCGCGGAGGUGGCAGUUCGGCGUUGCCAUGGCAGCGGCUGCGGGGACCUGGACCUUCUCCUUCCCUGCUUUGCAGAGGAUGAAGGGGCUCUUGCUUCAGGGAGCUCUAGCGACUGACUGUCUGGAGGAGGCUAUGGCAGACAUUGAGAAUGAUGAAGUGACAGGAAGCUUUGUAGUAGGACGAGGAGGCUACCCAAACAAAGAUGGUAUAAUUCAAUGUGAUGCAGCAAUAAUGGAAGGACAGCCUGGUCGUUUUGGAGCUGUAGCAGCUUUGCAUGGAAUUGGAACUCCACUUGCAGUAGCACGAAAGGUCAUGGAAGAAUCUCCCCAUAGCUUUCUAGUUGGAGAUGGGGCUGUGGCUUUUGCAAAAGACCAAGGCUUUACUGUGGAAGAUAAUGGACGUAUGAUGAGUACCCACAGUACUGAAGCUUAUCAGGAAUAUUUAGAAAAGGGAAAGACUGUGAAGAAACACGAUACACUGGGUUUGAUUGCCUUGGAUGUCUGUAGAAAUAUAACAGCUGGGGUUUCUACUUCUGGAGCUCCUUUCAAAUAUCCUGGAAGAGUAGGAGAUUCUCCUUUGCCAGGUUGUGGGCUAUAUGCUGAUAAAGAGGUAGGAGCUGCAGCAGCUACUGGUGAUGGAGACAUGAUCAUGUGCUUCAGUCCUUGUUUUCAUGUAAUCCUAUUAAUGAAACAGGGCUUGUCUCCUAUGGAUGCAUGCCAGAAUGUUGUCCAGGAUAUCCUCCGGCGAAUGGGAAAGGAAAAUACGUUUGAACUUGGAAUAAUUGCAAUGAAUAUGAAGGGGGAAGUUGGAGCUGCUUCAUCAAUGUCAUUCCCAUAUUGCGUCUGGUCUCAGGGAAAGGAGUCUGUAGAACAACUUGAUGCAACAAUAACAGCUUGACAUAAUCAAAGGAUUCUUCAGAGCUAUUUCCAUUCUAGUCUUUUGAUAGUUCAUUUUCCUGUAUAAAGUUUGUGGGGUGGUAUGUUCACAGAUUUUCUUCAGGUUUGCAUUCCUCAACACAAACAAGGCCAAACUAGAACACAGUGCAUGAAAGUGUGUAAUUUUAUCUUAUCCAUCUUUUUUUAAAGCAGCUCAGUGUGUGGCAGGAUUACAACCACUGUGCAAUGAGAGAGGUGUUUAACCUUGUUGCCCUUCACUGUGGACCGGAUGAAAAUAUCUUUGUGUGUGUGUCUCCUUCUUUUCAUCCAUUCCCCCCUUCCAUACACAGCCCAGUUGCUUUUUUUCUGAGACAGACAAACACCAUUUCUGAGCUGAUUGGCAGCCUCUGUUUUGAUGUGGCUACUGAAAAAUAGAUCUAUAAGUAGAUCUAAUAAUAUGAGAAGGGAGGGACUAGAGUGUAUUUUUCUUCUUCAACAUGUAUAUUAUAUUAACAAUAUGUUUCUGAAUGUUUUUUAAGAAGGCAAAAUUAUGUUUUCUCUCAAAUACUUAUUAAAAUACAUAAAAUCAUGUAAAAUUGUUUUUCACGCUGAUAGCAGGACUUCACUGUUCAAGAAUUAAUGAAAGCAAGUAUUGUAAAGAUUAGGGGAAACAACUUUUAUAUUGAUAAACUGCAAUGCUGUUACUCAAAAGCCCAGUUGUCCUGGUAUUUUUGUAUAUUCCAUACACCUUGAAUCUCUUGUUUGUCACAAAAGUUUGACUGAGCAAUACAAGCAAAAGAGCUACAAUUUGUACUUGCUGUCUUCUAACCUUUUUUAAUAAUCUGGAACUCACAAGCACCACAUAAACAUGAUCUCUGGGACUUGCAAAUGUUUCUCUAAUGCAGUGAUUCCCAAACUUUGGUCCUCCAGGUGUUUUGGACGUCAGCUCCCAGAAUUCUUGACAGUUGGCCAAGCUGACUGGGGCUUCCGGGAGUAGAAGUCCAAAACACCUGGAAGACCAAAGUUUGGGAACCACUACCCUAAUGAUUGAACUACUUUCCUAAUCCACAAAUGUUACCUCAUUUGGCAGCUAUAACUUUUCUCACAUACUUAAUGAUCUAAAAGUGCUGAUCCAAGCUUAAUUGGGCUACUCUAAUAAACUCUGCCAUUCUGUAACAAUACUGUCUACAUUGAAGCUGCCUGGUUUUUGGGGGGAAGUUGUAAUAACUUGUUCUUUAUUCCAAGCCUUAGUCUGUGGUUAAUAAUUAACAUCUUCUUGCUACAAAUGUGGAGUACAACUUCCCAUGGGAUGUCUUAUCUCUGGGCCAUAGAUGAAUUCUUAUGUACAUCAACCAGUUACACAUGUAUAUGCCAGUGUCAGAGAACAUAUAUAAUGGUGACAAUAUCCUUUAGCUACAGUAGGUUUUUUUUUAAGUUACUAGUUUCAUUCACUCUUGGAUACAUAACAGAAUAUGCAAAACUGUAUUACAGAUGAUAUAUCUCUAAUAACUAUACAGCAUAGUGAUGAUGUUAUUGUCCAUUCUGAGUUGCUGACUUCACAUCAGUUGUGCAACCCUGUGCAGAUUUUGACCCUUGGCACUAGCACUGAUAGUUGUGCCACAUAGGAGCCAGUCAACUGCUGGCUUGGCUUAUAGUAAUCAUGCCUUAAUCAAAUAAUCAUGUUCUUGGCAGCAUUUGUAUGGCAAAGGUAGCUCCCAUAUCUUUUCUUUCUUCUGGUCUUUUCAGUAAUUAUUGAAUGCAUAUGUUAAAUAUAUUGUAUUU